Messenger RNA from Rhipicephalus sanguineus (brown dog tick), 609 nucleotides. RefSeq names its product CREB-regulated transcription coactivator 1. Gene Ontology annotation, molecular function: cAMP response element binding protein binding. Gene Ontology annotation, biological process: protein homotetramerization; positive regulation of transcription by RNA polymerase II. NCBI's taxonomy places the organism in Eukaryota, Metazoa, Arthropoda, Arachnida, Ixodida, Ixodidae. The record is from RefSeq and is a predicted model, not a curated record. Gene Ontology annotation, cellular component: nucleus; cytoplasm.
GGGGCGUAUUCGAAGCACCAGCUUAGCAUCUCGCCUUCCCUGGGUGCCUAUCGGGGUGGCUCGUUGCCGAAUGUGAACCAGAUGAGUGGAGGGCCGGCCCAUAGCAUUGACCUGCAGGGGGCGCUCAGUCACCUCGAGGACAUGCGGCAAGGCCGCGAGGCAUCUGCAGUGCUUCCUGACCGACCACACCUUGGAGCUCAGGCCGACGUGUCGCCGUACAGCUCGUCUCUCUACCUUUCCCCGCCACCCGACACCAGUUGGAGAAGGACGAACUCGGACUCAGCACUGCACCAGAGCGCACAGACUCCUCAGGAAAACUUUCCCGGAGUUGGGCCUGCUUGUGGGCAGCGCAGAGGUACCGACCCUGUCACAGCUCGGGAAUUGGACCAGAUGUACCGUGACUGUUCCACACGAGUUGAUGGCUUUGGGCAGGAGAUCAUGGGUAUGCAGGACUUGAACAGCAUGGCCAUGGAUGGAAUGAAUAUGAAGGGCUACUGGGACCCAAAGGGAGGAGGGGGAGGUGACUGCUAUGGGAACAGCCUUUCCAGUAUGGGAUGUGGAAUUUCAACACCAGCAGCAGCAUCAGCAGCACCGACCAAAAUCCUGUGA